Messenger RNA from Nematolebias whitei (Rio pearlfish), 1497 nucleotides. It is a transcript of the gene kcnj16a, whose product is annotated as potassium inwardly rectifying channel subfamily J member 16. Lineage: Eukaryota; Metazoa; Chordata; Actinopteri; Cyprinodontiformes; Rivulidae. Gene Ontology annotation, molecular function: inward rectifier potassium channel activity. The record is from RefSeq and is a predicted model, not a curated record. Bases 58 to 1299 code for a protein of 413 amino acids. The transcript has 2 exons. Gene Ontology annotation, biological process: potassium ion import across plasma membrane; regulation of monoatomic ion transmembrane transport. Gene Ontology annotation, cellular component: plasma membrane.
ACAGUGAAUCGGGCCAGAGUAACACGAGGAGGGAAAGUCUGCUCCAGAAACUAGAAGAUGCCUACACGGUACACAUCUGUGAGUCCUACGGAGGGAAGUGUGAAGACCAAAAAUGGAUCCCACCCUAAGAAACAGCGUUACAUCCGCAAGGAGGGCAACUGCAACGUCCUGUUUCACCACGUUCCACACGAGUGGCUGCUCUUUGUGACCGACAUCUUCACCACCUUGGUGGAGAUUAGGUGGAGGGUGAUGUUCCUGAUCUUCACCUCGUCUUACAUCCUGUCUUGGCUUUUCUUCGGCAUCCUCUUCUGGAUCAUCGCUCUGGCCCACGGAGACAUCAGAGACCACAACAAUGACCCUUGCGUGUUCGAGGUGCGCAGCUUCACGGCAGCUUUCCUCUUUUCUCUUGAAACUCAAACCACCAUUGGGUAUGGCUUCAGGGGGAUGUCUGAGAACUGCAUGGUUGCCAUCAUCGUUGUCACCGUCCAAGAUGUCUUGAGCUGCAUCAUUGACACUUUCGUCAUUGGAAUUGUUGUUUCCAAAAUGGCCUCAGCCAGAAAAAGGGCACAGACAGUUGGCUUUAGCAAUCGUGCAGUCAUCAACCUUCGAGAUGGUUAUCUGUGUCUUUCCUGGAGGAUCGGGGACUUCCGCAGGUACCACAUGGUGGAGGGCACGGCUCAUGCUCAGAUUGUCUACUCCAUGGUGCACACAGCAGGGAAGGUUGACUUACGCUAUGAAGACCUGACCAUCCAACAAAAGGACAUUGUUCUGGUCACACCUACCACCAUCUUCCACAGGAUUGAACCUGGCAGCCCUCUGUACAAAAUGGGUUUGGAAGAUCUCCGGAAAGCAGACUUUGAGCUGGUGAUGUCAUUCACCUACACAGACGACUCCACCGGCAUGCUGCAUCAGACUCGGACGUCGUACACGCAAGACGAAAUCUUCUGGGGUCAUUUGUUCCAGGAGAUGAUCAGGGUGAGCAAGAGGCACUACAAGGUGGAUUACAAUUUGUUCAAUUACACUGCAAAGGUUCUGAUACCCAUAAGCAGUGCUGAGGAGUACGACCACAAGAAGCGCCUGGAGCUCCCUGUUCGACUUUCAGCAAGACGUUCACCCAGAUGGUCUCCACAGUCUUCUCCUAAACCCACGCCGCAAAACCAUCAAGAAAAUUGUCUGAAACCUCCAGCGGUGACAGUGGAACUGAUGGAAGAGACCAGCUCUGACCUAAAUGAUCCAACGUACCAACGGGAAGGUCAUCUUCAAGACUCUUUGACUGUGCCAAAUGACCUUAACCCAUAAAGAGAUGAUGUUUAAGACUUUACAAGAUAAAACUGAGCCAGCUGUCUUCAGAGAGACAAUUCACAACAUCAAGGGUACUUGACCAUUCAUCUUCUGCUGCUUAUUUGUGGUCAGGUCUUGGAGGUAACAGGGAAACAGGCAUCCUUCCCCUCAGUGACACUCUGCAACUCCUCCUAGAAGAUCCCAAGGUGUUCCUAG